AUGCCGGCGGAGCUGGAGCGUCGGGCUUCGACCAAGUGUGAGAGCCUGGCGAGCCCUGGCAACGGUCCAUUUGCAACUCUCCAAGUUCUGCAAGUCCCGACGGCCUCAACGCAAGCAUCACAAGAACGCUUGCGAUUGCUACGCUGCCUCACCCGGCGCAAUGCAAAGCAUCCCACUGCCUUCUUGCGACUGAGCGAGGCCUUGUUGGCAGCCAAGCCAGAUGAGGCUGCGGAUGCCUUGCGCAAACACUUGGACAUUGCCAGCCAUCGGCUUCAUGAACGGCCGAACGCAGACGAGCGGACACUGCGCUUGGCAUUGGCCAAGCAUUUGCUGUACAUCGCAACCAAUGAAACGCCGGAGACGAUCUCCAAAGACUACGUAGCCUCUUUGUUCGAUCGGUUCUCACCGACGUUUGAAAGCCGCCUGGAGCACCUGAACUAUCAAGUGCCCCAGAUGAUCAUGCAGGAAAUAGCAUUGCAAGGCACUGCGAUACAGUGGAUGGGAUGUUGGAGCUGCGCCAAGAAACAUGCGUAUUUUGGAUCUUGGAGCUGGAACUGGCCUCUUGGGUGA
Molecule: messenger RNA, 570 nt
Organism: Durusdinium trenchii
Lineage: Eukaryota; Dinophyceae; Suessiales; Symbiodiniaceae
Source: the annotation of a GenBank genome assembly